Syngnathus acus (greater pipefish) is the source of this 3206-nucleotide messenger RNA. RefSeq names its product glypican-1-like. Gene Ontology annotation, biological process: regulation of protein localization to membrane; cell migration; negative regulation of fibroblast growth factor receptor signaling pathway. Gene Ontology annotation, molecular function: fibroblast growth factor binding. The record is from RefSeq and is a predicted model, not a curated record. The transcript is spliced from 11 exons. The coding region runs from base 445 to 2127 and encodes 560 amino acids. Lineage: Eukaryota; Metazoa; Chordata; Actinopteri; Syngnathiformes; Syngnathidae. Gene Ontology annotation, cellular component: extracellular region; plasma membrane; synapse.
AAUCUGAUCGAAACCGUGAGUGAGAGUGCAGAGGGAGGGAUGGUGUCACACGAAUUCUCACCACGUAGGCUUCUUGUUUUAUUCUCCAAGGAGGAACGCUUUUAAUACAACAUCUUUGAGAUCCUGCAGCCCCCCCCACCCCCCCUUUCUCUCCCUCCCUGUCGCUCUCUUUGUCUCCAGCAUCCCUCCCGUUCCAGAAGAGGAGGCGGCGGCGGCGGCGGCGAAGGAAGGGAAGGAGAGGAGCGAGAGGAAAGCAAAGGAAAAGAAAGGAGGUGCGCCCGCCCCGCCGUACCUGACACCUCCAAGCGAGCGCCUCGUGCGCACAAUUGGAGCUGGCUUCGGCUUGGUGUCUCUCUCGGCCCACUUGCUCCAUCCAAUAGUUCCCCGACAUCGCUCUCUCUCUCUCUCUCUCUCUCUCUCUCUCACGAUAGUGAAGGAGUAGCGAUGCAGUGUUCCCCUGGCGGAUUUUCUUGGAUUAGGCUAGAGAGGAUGCUUGUCCUGGUGCUGUGUGUGCUGCCGGUGGCACCGGCUCUGAGCGGAACAACCGGGCCUGCCCUGGACAGAAGCUGCGCCGACCUGCGCCAGUUCUACACCGGCAAGGGCUUCACGCUCGCCGGAGUACCUCAAACGGAGACCUCCGGUGAACAUCUCAGGACCUGUCCUCAAGGGCCAACCUGUUGUACCAAUAGCAUGGAGGAGAACCUGGAGGCUCUAAGUGCACGAGAGACAGAGGUGCUGAUCAAAGAGGCCGGCAGGUCACUGCAGGCUGCCUUCAACACGCUCUACAGAAGCUUUGACACCUAUUUCACUGAGCUGCACGGUCGCUCUGAACGCUCCCUCCAGGAGGCGCUAUCUCCUCUCGGUGCCCUAUACUCCCAAAAUACAAGACUCUAUGGCGAUUUGUACUCUGACCUGAAACAGUACUACCGCGGCUCAGCUCUUAACUUGGACGAGACCUUGACUGAAUUCUGGUCACGCCUUCUGGAACGCACCUUUAAAAGCUCCACGCCGAGAGAGGUCACCCUGUCCGAGGACUACCUCGAGUGUGUUGCUAAGCAACAAGAGACCUUGCGACCAUUUGGCGAUGUCCCGCGGGAUAUGAAAGCAAAGGUUAUUCGGGCCUUUGUCACAGCCAGGUCAUUUGUCCAAGGGCUGAUCAUCAGUGGGGAGGUUGUCAGGAAGGUUUCACAGGUUCCUCUGAGUCCAGAAUGUGUGAAGGCCUUGGUGAAACUGGUCUACUGCCCGCACUGCCGUGGCCUGGCCUCCGUCCAACCUUGCGUCAACUACUGCUCCAACGUCAUGAAGGGCUGCCUGGCAAACCAAGCUGAUCUGAAUCCCGAGUGGCACAAUCUUAUAGAUACCAUGAUCCAGGUGGCAUCGAGUUUCAGCACCGAGCCCGGUCUGGAUGUGGUCCUGUCGUCCAUCCCCUCUCAGAUCUUUCAGGCUGUCCGCUUGCUAAAGGAAAACAUUGACACCUUUUCAGCCAAAGUGUACCAAACGUGCGGCACUCCAGUUGAGUCAGGCACAGAAAGUCCAACGCUUGUUGAGCCAAAGAAAAAGAAGAGCGGUCCUCUGACAGCUUCAGAAUACAAAGCCUCUCCUACUGCGGGCCUCAGACUUGAGAUGCAGGUGUCGGAUCUCUCCAGUAAAUUGAGGGAAAUGAGACAGUAUUGGCUGCAGCUCCCCAUCGCGCUUUGCAGUAAGUUGUCAACAGGCGGCGCCGACAAGGAGAAAUGCUGGAACGGCAUUACGAAAGCCAGAUACCUUCCUGAAGUGAUGGGGGACGGCUUGGCUAAUCAGAUCAACAAUCCAGAGGUGGAGCUUGACAUCACCAAGCCAGACAUGACCAUCCGGCAACAAAUCAUGCAACUCAAAAUGAUGAGCAACAGGCUGAAAAAUGCCAUGGACGGCAACGAUGUGGAUUUCCAGGACGCAAGCGACGACAUCAGCGGCUCAGGGAGCGGCACGUGCCUAAGCGGUCAGUGUACUCGAAGCAGACCAGGACUUUAUGCGGACCCUCAAGACACCGAGCAAGUCAAAGGUGCGGCCACGUGUCGAGGCCGCCGCCGCCCGUGGAGCCUCCUAUGGCUGCUCCCGUCGGCCGGCCUGCUACUUUUUGCUCGAUGAUGCUCUGCCACCUGCGAGACUCUGAGGUGCAGAGAAGGACCGCAUCAUCAUACGGGAGCUGGAGGAAGAGGAACAGAACAGUCCAUUCAAGAACGUUGGUGAAGAGGAUCAGAAAGUGGCACCUACAACAGUCUUUGUUUGCUUUUUGUGCUGUCACUAUAGUUUGAUUGUAUUUGUUGAGCUGGCUUCAAUGAAUUCCAAGAAAGAGAAUGAUGAAACAACCAAGUUACAAAAGAGGAGUGAAUGGUGACAUCCUACAAGGUCUUUUGUGCUCCACUCACCAGGGACUGAGCUCAGUGACAAAUGCAGCCGUGCGUUCAAGGCUUUUUAUUCUUUUCGUUUAAUCCCGUGUUGAGGGUGUGUACCUAAACAACAUUUAGUAUGUAAGAUAGAAAUGUACGCCAGUGCGCAUCUUGUUUGCAUCCCAUGGAAACAAGACAGGCGCCAUGGAUGUGUGUGUAUAUAUAUAUAUAUAUAUAUACAUAUAUAUAUAUAUAUAUAUAUACUACGUUCAUAAUAUAUUGGGAAGGAAUCCCUUAAAACCUGUCAAGUAAGUUUGUGCUGUUUGUUGGCUUAACAAAUGUUUGGCCUACACAGCAAUGAACACCUGCCUUAAAUGUUGUGAUUGCAAAUGUUAUCGUUCUCAUCACCUCAUCAAAACUCUUACAAAGCCCAGAUAAGCAAUUUCCUAAAAUCCCUGAUUUGAUUUUGCUGCUAUUUCAAAAAACGUCACAUGAUUCUGCCGCUUUUAGUCGCCAAACGGAGCACAUAUCUAUGUCACAACACACAACCCAAGGGGGGAUUUUUGGUGGACAUCAUAAGGGCACACCGAAGCCAUCCGAAAACAAAAACUCUUUACUAACGACACUCCCUUGCUUAUUUUUCACGGAGCAGAACUACAACACUGGGUGGAACGGGCUCCAAGUUUUUUAUGAUCAAUGAUGAAGACUUGUGACUGGGUAAACUCAAAUGAGCUCUUUAUAAUUGUUGGAAGAUCCACAGUGCACACAGCAAGGUAAAAUGUAAAAUAUACUUUGCAAGACCAAAUAAAAGAAGCAAACAAGUGGAAGUAAAGUCAA